CAACACCGUUAAAGUACCUUUAUAUAUACCUUAAAGGAGGCCUUAAUUGUCUAUCACAAGCAACCUUCCUUAUAUCAAUUCUCCAAUCUAAUAUUCUCAAUUGUUAUCUCACCUUCAUGGCAACACAAAAUGUCUUAAAUCUUCAAAUUCCCGAAAACAAAUCUGUUGACGAAGGUUUUGACUACUCACGAAGGGGACAGUGGCUUCGUGCAGCUGUCCUAGGAGCCACCGAUGGUUUAGUGUCGGUUGCAUCCCUGAUGAUGGGUGUUGGAGCCGUGAAACAUGAGGUUAAAACCAUGAUUCUCACAGGUUUUGCUGGUCUUGUCGCAGGAGCGUGUAGCAUGGCGAUUGGAGAAUUUGUGUCGGUAUCCUCUCAGCUUGACAUAGAGGUUUCUCACAUGAAACGAGCCGCAUCAACCAACAAAGAAAGUAAGAGUGAACAGCUGCCAAACCCCGUGCAGGCGGCUGCAGCAUCAGCACUUGCAUUUAUAUUUGGGGCGAUAGUGCCUUUACUUGCUGCUUCUUUCAUAGUGAACCAUAAGGUAAGGCUGGCUGUGGUGGUGGCUGCAGUCACAAUUGCACUAGCGGUUUUCGGUUGGAUUGGAGCGCGUUUAGGGGGGACUCCUGUGGUGAAGUCUUGUGCUAGAGUUCUAGUGGGAGGGUGGAUGGCUAUGGCUAUUACCUUUGGGCUGACCAAGGGGGUCAGCUCUAGCACACUUUGACUUUAGAUAUGAUUGUUGUUUUUCUCAUCUUCUUGGUUUAUGACUGAAGUCUUCCUUUUGAAUUAUGGUGUUAUGAACAUUAAAUUUGAGUGUUUUUUAAAAAAAUAA
Molecule: messenger RNA, 830 nt
Organism: Helianthus annuus (common sunflower)
Lineage: Eukaryota; Viridiplantae; Streptophyta; Magnoliopsida; Asterales; Asteraceae
Product: vacuolar iron transporter homolog 4
Exons: 1
Coding region: 117-722 (201 amino acids)
Biological process (GO): intracellular manganese ion homeostasis
Cellular component (GO): membrane
Molecular function (GO): iron ion transmembrane transporter activity; manganese ion transmembrane transporter activity
Source: RefSeq, a predicted model, not a curated record